Bombyx mandarina (wild silkworm) is the source of this 821-nucleotide messenger RNA. Its product is annotated as attacin. The record is from RefSeq and is a predicted model, not a curated record. Gene Ontology annotation, biological process: defense response to bacterium. Gene Ontology annotation, cellular component: extracellular region. Lineage: Eukaryota; Metazoa; Arthropoda; Insecta; Lepidoptera; Bombycidae.
GUCAACAGACAAGUAAUACGACACAGAUCAAGAUGUCCAAGAGUGUAGCGUUGUUGUUGUUGUGCGCGUGCUUGGCGAGCGGUAGACACGUGCCGACACGUGCGCGGAGACAAGCCGGCAGCUUCACAGUGAACUCGGAUGGAACCUCCGGGGCCGCCCUGAAGGUCCCUCUCACCGGCAACGACAAGAACGUACUCAGCGCCAUCGGGUCCGCCGACUUCAACGACCGCCACAAGCUCAGCGCCGCCUCCGCAGGGCUCGCUCUGGACAACGUAAACGGGCACGGGCUGAGCCUGACCGGGACCCGCAUUCCCGGCUUCGGGGAGCAGCUCGGCGUCGCAGGCAAGGUCAACUUGUUCCACAAUAACAACCACGACCUGAGCGCCAAGGCGUUCGCGAUCAGGAACUCGCCCAGCGCCAUCCCCAAUGCGCCCAACUUCAACACGCUGGGCGGCGGACUGGACUACAUGUUCAAACAGAAGGUGGGCGCAUCGCUGAGCGCGGCGCACUCUGACGUCAUCAACCGGAAUGACUACUCGGCCGGCGGUAAGCUGAACCUGUUCCAAUCUCCGUCCAGCUCGCUCGACUUCAACGCCGGCUUCAAGAAGUUCGAUACGCCUUUUUACAGAUCUUCGUGGGAGCCCAAUGUAGGAUUCUCCUUCUCGAAAUUCUUCUAAAUAAUCUUGAUAAUUGGAAAUCAUCAGUAUUUCGUAAAUAUAUUUAAUAAGCUAUAAGUAUCAACAAAUGUAUUCGAGUGUUUCAGGCAUUUUAAACAGCUCCUUCAUGACUUAAAUGAAUUUCUAGUAUUAGUUUAAUAUCAU